Messenger RNA from Arachis ipaensis, 2433 nucleotides. The record is from RefSeq and is a predicted model, not a curated record. NCBI's taxonomy places the organism in Eukaryota, Viridiplantae, Streptophyta, Magnoliopsida, Fabales, Fabaceae.
UGUGCCGAAAGCCCCAAACUCUAUUCAUUUACAGCACCAAAUCAAACGAGCUCAACCCAGCUUCUUCUUCUCCGUCGACCAGCUUCUUCUUCUCCUUUCCUCACCCACAGUGCCACCGCCGGCUACCCUAACCGCCGCAGCUACCUUCUCCUUCUUCUCCUCUUCUUCUUCUCCUUCUUCUCCAUCAUCUCCUCCAGUCAAUGCUGCGGCUACCUUUGCGCAAGCCCUAGCUCCGUGGUGACCAAAAUCGGUUCCACCUCUCUCUUUUCCCCCUGUUCGAACCGUAGAGAGUUCAAUUAAUUUUGUUUAGUUAGUUUGAUUGUUUCUGCUUCCAGGUUUUGGUUUCAAAAUUCUUUUAAUUUCUGUUGAGUUCAAUUAAUUUCGUUUAGUUAGUUUGAUUUUAGUAAUUAGUUUAAUUAGAUUUGUUUUCUGAUUAGUGGAUUUUUAGGUUGUUAAAAUAGGAUUAGAUUAGGUUUUGAUUCUGAAUACCUGAGAAAUGUUUAGAUUGUUAAUCUGGAUUGCUGAACAAACAGAAUUCAGAGAAACACUUGUGAGUUUUUCUUUUUCUUCUUCCCUCCCCUCUAUGAAUUUCGCUGUGCACACCAAGUGUUCAAUGGUUUGCUUAUUUGUUGGUUUGACCUAACAUGCACAUCAAAUGUUUGUUGCUUUUCUUUUAUGUGUACAUAAGUAGUAAUAUGUAUCUUUAUUCUUGCUAUUUCACUCUUAAUUAAUUAUUUUUAUGUUGCAAGUUCUGUCAAGGGGAGGGGAGACUGUAGAGAUGACUACUGACCAUGAAUCUAAUACUGAGCGGGGCAGCAUUGAGAACAGAGGUGGCUUUGUCUCAAACAUGCCAGGGCAGUGUUUCUUAGAGAAUAUUUCUACUUCUACCCUCCUAGCCAGAACAACAAUCUCUGCUGUCUAUCAAACUGCAAAAUUAAUCAGUUCUGUCCCUAAUGUGUCAUAUCAGAAGAAGGCAAGCAUUCCUACAUAGACUGGAAAUAACAUUUCUACCUAUUCAGCUUUAUUCAUUUAUCUAAAGACAUAGGGUGUUUCCUGGACUUAUUCCUAGCUUUUCCUGAUGCCUUGUUCCAUCAAUUGCUUGUGGCCAUGGCUCAUCCGGACCGUGAAAGACAAAUUGGAGCACAUAGUGUCUUCUCUAUGGUGCUUAUGCCAUCAAUGGUUUCUCCUUGGUUGGACCAGAAAACAAAGAUGGCUAUGAAGGAACAGAGUUUAUAAGAGGAUGAUGAAGAGGAUGAUGAAGUCCCAAAACUAGUUCAUCAGUUUUAUUUUCUGAAGCUUUGGCCAUCAUCAGAGCCUGAUUCAAUAUCUCAAAUCAAGAAACAAGAGCUCAUGGUGGAGAAAAUGAACCGAGACAUUCGUGAAAUCACUGAUAAAAUCAAAGAGAAAAUUUCAGAAAAGGAUUAUGUUGCGUAUGGGAUGAGAAGCUCAUACUACUGGAAAAUGGAAUGGAGACGCCGCGUCGCGCGAAAAGGGAAGAUACUAAGUAACUUGUAUGUGGUUCUUGAUGAAUUGUGUUUCAUGAACAAUGCACCUAGGAGAAGAUCUAAGAAGGAGAAAUGCUUCACGGAAGAAGAGAUUGAUAACCAUGAAAAUUGUAGUGCAGUUCAAUGCUGAUAUUGCUUAUGGCAUGCCAUGGAAGUUUACUCCUACUCAAAGAGAGGUAAGAGUCAAGCCUGGAGAAAGUGCCCUCGCAUUUUAUAUGGCUGAAAACAAAAGUUCCACUCCAAUAACUGGUGUUUCUACAUAUAAUGUCACUCCUAUGAAGACAAAUCUUUGGUAUUGAUUGGUUGUUCAGCAGAGAUGGUAAUAAAAAUAGUUGAAUUGCUGAAAGGCUUCGCAUCUCAUGAAGAGAUUAUGGAGAUUCUUGCCACAGUGGCUGUAGAUUUGGGGGAUGUCAUCGAUGUGAGUUUCUUGCAGGUCAAACCUUUGAAGGGAGCAAUGACUAAUGAGGUUUUUGAGAUAAACUGGCCAGCCAAAAGUGAUGGCCAUCUCAGAAGGGUUCAAGUCCGAUUAUACGGCAAAGGUGUUGAGGUUUUCUUCAACAGGGAGGAUGAAAUACAAACUUUUGAGAGCAUGUCAAAGCACGGUCAGGGUCCAUGCCUUCUUGGCCGGUUUGCCACUGGUCGAGUUGAGGAGUUAAUUCAUGCCAGAUUCCAUGUGAUCAGAAUUCGAACUGAAACCUGUAGGAAAAAGGUGAGAAGCUUGGAGCAGAUGAACGGAAAUCUCCUUCUUGAACUUGUUCAAGAAGAAUUCAUGCACAUAUGGCUGAUGGAUGCUGAUUCAUGUCCAUUUUUUAAGAAAGAAUUCAGUUAAUCUUUCUGUAAUAUAUGUAAAAUUGUGUAAAAUUUAGUAUGGUUGAACAAUAUGCUGAGGAUUAUAGUUGAUAAUACACUUUGUUUAUGUUUUGAAUUA